This is a messenger RNA of Linum tenue, 5062 nucleotides long. NCBI's taxonomy places the organism in Eukaryota, Viridiplantae, Streptophyta, Magnoliopsida, Malpighiales, Linaceae. The record is from the annotation of a GenBank genome assembly.
AAAUCCUUUCCCAGAGCCCUAAUUUAGUCGUGAAUAAUUUCCCAAAUCCUGAUGCGAGGAGUAGAGAACAAUGUCCAUUGAAGAAGAAGAAGAAACACAGAAGGAUGAGGAUCAGUCAAGUUUCAUAUUUCCUAAUUUGGAGGUAAAGUGGAAGAGCCGUUAGGUUUGAAUGGUAAGUUUGAGGGGGCCGUUGGAUAACAAUCCUUCGUGCCUCCUUGGUGGAGUCCAUUGACUGUUGUUUGUUCGGGAGCAAACACUAAUGAAUGAACAACCCCGUCCAGUCCAACAAUGAACGUUUGAUUUCCACUUCAGUAUGUGUUCAGAGGUAACUAAUAGUCAAUUAACUGGCCACCAAAUCGUCCACUCUUGGUAAGGCCUAAAUUCCCUUAUAAAAACAUCCAGCACUCUGCUUUUAUUCUGGCUCCACUAUGUGUUUCAGUGUUUGUUCAGAGAAUAACAGUACCGAAGCUGUCUCAUUGCUUCGCCUGCAAUGACUUACUGAUCCUUCUUCAUAUAGAGAAUAGUAUGUGGUCCCUUCCUUGAUGAAUUCACUGUCCAUGGCAUGCUAGCUGUGGUUUCAACAUCUAUGUGCAGAACAAGUAUUUGCUGUUUCUCUAAAUGAUUGUGGAAUUAACAUGCAAGUAGCUGUUGCUGGUGGUUUAGAGGCUUCUGUCAUGACUGAGGAUAUUGUGAAACCAUUGUUGGAUCCUGAGAACUUCAAUCGGGCAUUGAUUGACUUAGAAACCUUACCGUUAGAAGAUGUUUUUGAACAACUACGAACUUCACUUGAUGGACUUACAUCUGAAGAUGCUAAAGCUCGUUUGACAGUGUUUGGGCCAAACAAACUGGAAGAAAAGCCGGAGAACAAGUUAUUGAAGUUCCUUGGGUUUAUGUGGAAUCCUUUGUCAUGGGUUAUGGAAGCUGCAUCAAUAAUGGCAAUAGCCCUUGCCAAUGGCGGAGGUGAAGGCCCUGACUGGCAGGACUUUCUGGGGAUUGUUUGCCUGCUGUUGAUCAACUCAACUAUAAGUUUCAUUGAGGAAAACAAUGCUGGAAAUGCUGCAGCUGCAUUGAUGGCUGGUCUGGCACUAAAAGCAAAGGUUCUCAGAGACAGAGAAUGGCAGGACAUGGAUGCAGCUAUUCUGGUGCCAGGAGAUAUAAUAAGUGUUAAGCUUGGGGACAUAAUCCCUGCAGAUGCUCGGUUGCUUGAAGGAGAUCCACUAAAAGUUGACCAGUCUGCCCUUACAGGAGAAUCUCUUCCUGUCACUAAGAAAACAGGUGAUGAGGUUUUUUCUGGUUCUAUAUGCAAGCACGGAGAAGUUGAAGCUGUGGUGAUAGCUACUGGGGUUCACUCCUUUUUAGGAAAAGCAGCUCAUCUAGUGGACUCCACUUACGUUGUUGGGCAUUUCCAAAAGGUAAUUGUCUCGAUUAAGCACCGCGCCAAAUUGAAACCCAAGCUUGGGAAUUUCUGCAUUUGCUGUAUAGCUGUGGGAAUAGUUCUUGAAAUCAUUGUCAUGUUCCCCAUACAGCAUCGAUUAUAUAGGAAAGGAAUCAACAAUCUUCUCGUGCUCUUGAUUGGAGGAAUACCCAUAGCCAUGCCGACAGUAUUAUCUGUCACACUUGCAAUCGGUUCUCAUGGUCUUUCCAAGCAGGGUGCUAUUACAAAGCGGAUGACGGCGAUUGAGGAGAUGGCAGCCAUGGAUGUCCUGUGUAGCGAUAAAACUGGAACUCUGACAUUGAACCACCUUACAGUUGAGAGCAACCUUGUUGAGGUAUUCAACAAAAAUAUGGACAAGCAGAUGAUUAUUUUGUUGGCAGCGCGAGCAUCAAGAGUAGAGAAUCAGGAUGCCAUCGACGCUGCCAUAGUUAACACGCUAGGAGAUCCCAAGGAGGCACGUGCCAACAUCAGGGAAAUUCACUUCAUGCCCUUCAAUCCAGUGGAUAAACGUACUGCCAUCACGUAUAUUGACUCCGAUGGAAAAUGGUAUCGAGCAAGCAAAGGGGCUCCUGAGCAGAUUUUAAAUCUAUGCCAAGGAAAGAAUGAGAUUGCCAGAAGAGUGCAUUCCAUCAUUGACAAUUUUGCUGAGAGGGGCUUCCGGUCUCUUGGAGUCGCUUAUCAGGAAGUUCCAGGAAGAACGAAAGAGAGCACUGGCGGUCCUUGGAUUUUUUGUGGUUUGUUACCUUUGUUUGAUCCUCCAAGACAUGACAGUGCUGACACUGUACGAAGAGCACUUAACCUUGGAGUUUGUGUGAAGAUGAUUACAGGUGAUCAGUUAGCAAUUGCCAAGGAGACAGGAAGACGACUCGGAAUGGGAACUAACAUGUUCCCAGCUUCAUCAUUGUUGAGCCAUGACAAGGAUGGAACUGAGAUUCUUCUCGUGGAUGAGCUAAUUGAGAAGGCAGAUGGCUUUGCUGGUGUGUUCCCUGAACACAAGUUUGAGAUUGUAAAGAUUCUGCAAGAGAAGAAGCAUGUGGUUGGCAUGACUGGGGAUGGGGUGAAUGAUGCACCUGCUUUAAAGAAGGCAGACAUUGGAAUAGCAGUUGCAGGUUCUACAGAUGCAGCCAGAAGUGCUGCUGAUAUAGUCCUAACUGAGGCUGGGUUAAGUGUGAUCAUUAGUGCUGUCUUAACUAGCAGGGCUGUAUUCCAAAGGAUGAAAAAUUAUACGAUAUAUGCUGUCUCCAUCACUAUCAGAAUUGUGGUUGGCUUUUCACUUUUAGCAUUGAUAUGGGAGUACGACUUCCCGCCUUUCAUGGUUUUGAUAAUAGCAAUACUUAAUGAUGGAACUAUAAUGACCAUAUCCAAAGAUCGGGUUAAGCCAUCUCCAGGGCCUGAUAGUUGGAAGCUCAAUGAAAUAUUUGCAACAGGCAUUGUCAUUGGGACAUACCUUGCUCUGGCGACUGUACUGUUCUACUGGAUUGUGGUACACACUUCUUUUUUCGAGGUAUCAUUCGGAGACAUACAAUUGUACUGUUCUAUAUCCAGUAAUACGGAAAAAGUUUCUUCGGCACUGUAUUUGCAAGUCAGCAUCAUUAGCCAGGCUCUCAUAUUUGUUACCCGGAGUCGAUAUUGGUCAUUCCUUGAGAGGCCUGGAAUUCUCCUGGUGUGCGCAUUUCUAGUGGCUCAACUGGUAGCCACAUUAAUUGCUGUCUACGUGCAUCUCAGCUUUGCCAACAUUAGUGGUAUCGGAUGGAAAUGGGCUGGAGUGGUUUGGCUUUAUUGCUUGAUCUUCUAUGUUCCCCUGGAUAUCAUAAAGCUCACUGUGCGUUAUAUCCUGAGUGGAGAUGCAUGGAAUCUUGUAUUCGAUAAAAAGGCUGCUUUAACUUCAAAGAAAGAGUACUACAGGAAGGAUGAGAGAGCAGGAAAGUGGCAUCUUUCCCACACGACUCUAGAGGGGUUGAGCUCUGCAGAUCCAGAACUAGUUGUUAGGCGAUCUUCUUCGAUGGCUGAGCAGGCAUGGAGGCGUGCCGAAAUGGCCAGACUGGGGGAGCUUCAUAACUGGAAAGGGCACGUAGAGUCAGUAGCGACGCUUAAAAAGUUGGACCUGAAGGGCAUGCAAGGAUCUCACAGUAUUUGAAGUUGCAUGCGUUGCCAGUCAUGAGACUUUGUUGGAAAGGUGCGAGUUGGUAGAUUUUUGUGUCGUUUAUUUUUUUUCACUCAGAGAACCCAGGUUUCAAUAAAAGUGAUGCCAAGUUUGCAGAAUCUCGAGUCUGGGGCUUGCUUUUUUGUGUAACGCAUGCAAUGGGAGUAAUAAUACAAUGAAGGGUAACUGAAAUAUUAUUACAGCCAAGUGAUCCAAGUAGUAUAGUACGUAUAGCAUAAUGUAUCGAAUCCUGAUUCUCUCUUUAUUCCAUCGCAAUGUAUGAAGAUGUAGUCUCUUAUUAAAAAGGGGAUCAUAAGAAGUAAGAAGAGAGGAACACUCUUCGGACUUCCUUGAACCGACUGAAGCAGCGUAACACAACGAAUUGAGAUGCAGUGCUGCAGCUCGAUUGGUUUGCGUAAUGUAGCAGCAAGUGAAGGACAGUGCAUUAAUAUAAGCAUGCAUGCUGUGUAGUUGUUCCUAGCCUGACGGAGUUGACGUAGUUGAUGGGAGAAUGCGCAGAAAUGCCAGGAAGUGCCACUCCGACGACCCUUAGGCACAUAGACAGCCAGCCUUCCCUGUAUUCUGGACCAUUGGUGUAUCCAAUUGUCAAACUCCUCAGCAGCUCCCAAACAGCAUUCAGGUGUACUGCCACUGCAUUCCUUAAACUGAAGAAAUUCUUGUUCGGCUCCUCCUGCAUUUCCUGCUCAAUGUAGAAGCUGUCAUAGUAGAGGCAGUAUCCAAAAUGCUUGUACAGGAAGGUUUUGUCGUCGUAAGGCAGCCUGGGGACCAAGUCGUUGCAGUAGACAACCCUGAAGUACUUGUGCGAAGGAUGUUCGAGAUGAGCUGCCAUGAACUUCCCUAGCUGCGCGUUCCCAAUCCUCGGCUGUCCAAACGUGUAUACUCCCAGCAACCUUUUCAUCAGCUCAUCCUCCUGGUGCAACAGCAGCACGGUUGGGAACAGUAUGGCAAGUGCCGCGCCUAAGCUGUGACCAGUCACCACAAAUUUUGCAUCUUUGUUCUCUGCCAGCAAGCGCUUGAGCUUUUUCUUCACAAGGUGAUGGUCCAAGGUUGAAAUGUCAUUCCUGUUUCCCAAUCCCAUGGCUUCUAUGAAACCCAUGUGUACCUUCCCCAGCUUCGGGAUCUCGUACCACGAGUAGUCGAAGUCUGUACACCAGUCGUCAGCAUCGAAAGGCUCCGUUCCCCUGAAGCUGAUCAGUAUCAACUUGGCGUCUCUGGGCUUGUCGCAGAGUAUGAACACUUGUGUCGACAUUUGCUUCUGGAAAUCAUUCCAGCAGUUGAAGAAGUCCACAAAAUGCAUCUUCCAGUGGCGACUGACAACGGUUUGAACGACCUUGGCGUUUUCAUAAGCCAGCUUGGAGGCCAUAACACAGAGGUCCAUCAGAGCUCGAUUCGGCUCACCAGAGCUGUCUUGACCGCCAAGCAACUGUACUAGUUGAUCAUGGUCAUCAGGGGCAGGGCUGCCC